CACAGGCUGCUAGGCAGAAUGUCCACGGAUGAGCGGCACCUCACCUCCAGUUGUGGAUCUUUCAUCAAGACUGAGCCAUCCAGCCCUUCUUCCGGCAUUGACGCCAUUAGCCACCACAGUCCAAGUGGUUCUUCGGAUGCCAGUGGUGGUUACGGCAUCACUAUAGGGGGCCACCCCAAUGGCCUGGACUCACCGCCCAUGUUCAACAGUGCAGGGAUUGGUGGUGGGCCCUGCCGCAAGCGGUAUGAUGACUGCGCCAGUGCCAUCAUGGAAGACUCGCCCACCAAGUGCGAGUAUAUGCUCAAUGCCAUCCCCAAGAGGCUGUGUCUCGUGUGUGGGGACAUUGCAUCUGGAUAUCACUAUGGAGUGGCCUCCUGUGAAGCAUGCAAAGCCUUCUUCAAGCGAACAAUUCAAGGGAACAUUGAAUACAGCUGUCCAGCUACCAAUGAAUGUGAAAUCACAAAACGGAGACGCAAGUCCUGUCAGGCAUGUCGGUUUAUGAAAUGCCUCAAAGUGGGGAUGCUGAAAGAAGGGGUCCGCCUGGAUCGGGUCCGCGGGGGUCGCCAGAAGUACAAAAGACGACUGGACUCUGAGAGCAGCACUUACCUGAGCUUACAAAUUCCCCCUCCAGCCAAAAAGCCAUACCAGUGGUCUGAUCCAGCUGUGACGAAGAUUGUCUCCCACUUGCUGGUGGCGGAGCCAGAGAAGAUUUAUGCUAUGCCAGAUCCUACUAUGCCAGAGAGUGACAUAAAAGCACUGACCACACUCUGUGACUUGGCAGACAGAGAGCUGGUUGUGAUCAUUGGCUGGGCAAAGCACAUCCCAGGUUUUUCUAAUCUUUCCCUGGGGGACCAGAUGAGCCUGUUGCAGAGUGCCUGGAUGGAGAUCCUCAUCCUGGGUAUUGUGUACCGCUCAUUACCCUAUGAGGAUAAGCUGGUCUAUGCUGAAGAUUACAUCAUGGAUGAGGAACACUCUCGUUUGACGGGGCUGCUGGAGCUCUAUCUGGCCAUUCUGCAGCUGGUGCGCAGGUACAAGAAGCUGAAGGUGGAGAAGGAAGAAUUUGUCACGCUCAAGGCCCUGGCUCUUGCCAAUUCAGACUCAAUGCACAUAGAAGAUAUGGAGGCAGUGCAGAAGCUCCAGGACCUUCUCCACGAAGCUCUUCAGGACUACGAGCUCAGUCAACGUCACGAGGAGCCACGGCGCACAGGCAAGCUGCUGCUGACCCUGCCCCUCCUGAGGCAGACAGCUGCCAAGGCCGUGCAGCACUUCUACAGCAUCAAACUGCAGGGCAAGGUCCCCAUGCACAAACUCUUCCUAGAAAUGCUGGAGGCCAAGGUCUGA
Messenger RNA from Gekko japonicus, 1341 nucleotides. It is a transcript of the gene ESRRB, whose product is annotated as estrogen related receptor beta. The coding region runs from base 19 to 1341 and encodes 440 amino acids. Gene Ontology annotation, cellular component: nucleus. Gene Ontology annotation, biological process: regulation of DNA-templated transcription. The transcript has 7 exons. The record is from RefSeq and is a predicted model, not a curated record. NCBI's taxonomy places the organism in Eukaryota, Metazoa, Chordata, Lepidosauria, Squamata, Gekkonidae. Gene Ontology annotation, molecular function: steroid binding; DNA-binding transcription factor activity; nuclear steroid receptor activity.